Closterium sp. Naga37s-1 is the source of this 1350-nucleotide messenger RNA. NCBI's taxonomy places the organism in Eukaryota, Viridiplantae, Streptophyta, Zygnematophyceae, Desmidiales, Closteriaceae. The record is from the annotation of a GenBank genome assembly.
AUGCCAGAAGGGAAGGGGAUGGGGGGAAGCAGGGAAGGGGAUGGGGGGAAGCAGGGAGAGGGAUGGGAGGAAGCAGGGAAGGGGAUGGGGAGAAGCAGGGAAGGGGAUGGGGAGAAGCAGGGAAGGGGAUGGGAGGAAGCAGGGAAGGGGAUGGGGAGAAGCAGGGAAGGGGAUGGGGGGAAGCAGGGAAGGGGAUGGGGGGAAGCAGGGAAGGGGAUGGGGGGAAGCAGGGAAGGGGAUGGGGAGAAGCAGGGAAGGGGAUGGGGAGAAGCAGGGAAGGGGAUGGGGGGAAGCAGGGAAGGGGAUGGGGGGAAGCAGGGAAGGGGAUGGGGAGAAGCAGGGAAGGGGAUGGGGAGAAGCAGGGAAGGGGAUGGGGAGAAGCAGGGAAGGGGAUGGAGGGAAGCAGGGAAGGGGAUGGGGGGAAGCAGGGAGCGGGAUGGGGGGAAGCAGGGAGCGGGAUGGGGGGAAGCAGGGAGCGGGAUGGGGGGAAGCAGGGAAGGGGAUGGGGGGAAGCAGGGAAGGGGAUGGGGGGAAGCAGGGAAGGGGAUGGGGGGAAGCAGGGAAGGGGAUGGGGGGAAGCAGGGAAGGGGAUGGGGGGAAGCAGGGAAGGGGAUGGGGGGAAGCAGGGAAGGGGAUGGGGGGAAGCAGGGAAGGGGAUGGGGAGAAGCAGGGAAGGGGAUGGGGAGAAGCAGGGAAGGGGAUGGGGAGAAGCAGGGAAGGGGAUGGGGGGAAGCAGGGAAGGGGAUGGGGGGAAGCAGGGAAGGGGAUGGGGAGAAGCAGGGAAGGGGAUGGGGAGAAGCAGGGAAGGGGAUGGGGAGAAGCAGGGAAGGGGAUGGAGGGAAGCAGGGAAGGGGAUGGGGGGAAGCAGGGAAGGGGAUGGGGGGAAGCAGGGAGCGGGAUGGGGGGAAGCAGGGAGCGGGAUGGGGGGAAGCAGGGAAGGGGAUGGGGGGAAGCAGGGAAGGGGAUGGGGGGAAGCAGGGAGCGGGAUGGGGGGAAGCAGGGAAGGGGAUGGGGGGAAGCAGGGAAGGGGAUGGGGGGAAGCAGGGAAGGGGAUGGGGGGAAGCAGGGAAGGGGAUGGGGGGAAGCAGGGAAGGGGAUGGGGAGAAGCAGGGAAGGGGAUGGGGGGAAGCAGGGAAGGGGAUGAAGGGAAGCAGGGAAGGGGAUGGGGGGAAGCAGGGAAGGGGAUGGGGGGAAGCAGGGAAGGGGAUGGGGGGAAGCAGGGAAGGGGAUGGGGGGAAGCAGGGAAGGGGAUGGGGAGAAGCAGGGAAGGGGAUGGGGGGAAGCAGGGAAGGGGAUGGGGAGAAGCAGGGAUGGGGAGAAGCAGGGAAGGGGAUGGGGGGAAGCAGGUGA